ACCAAAUAUCCGGAUAUCCUUGGCAGCGCGAAAGUCAACAAUCAAGAUGGGCAAGGCAUGUCGGGACAUGGCAGAAGCUCUGCGCGACUGCAUGUGUGAGAAGGAGUGCAUGAGCGAUGGCACCAAGACGCUGAAGGAGUGCUUACGAGCGAAGGAGUUCCGACAUGAGUGCAAGGAGUACCGCCUCGCAUACUUUGAGUGCAAGCGAGGACAGGUUGACAUGCGGCAACGAAUUCGUGGCCCCAAAGGGGGCGCCACGGCCAUAUAGUAGCUCCAUUGAGACCUUAACGCGAUUUCGUCUACCCUCGUUCGACGUUUGCGUCGUUGACUUCUAUUGCGUACAGGUCGCAUUUGGUUCGAUCCUGAGAUAUGCUUGGGGUGCCCGUGUC
Aphanomyces astaci is the source of this 389-nucleotide messenger RNA. RefSeq lists its product as hypothetical. The transcript is spliced from 2 exons. The coding region runs from base 47 to 268 and encodes 73 amino acids. Gene Ontology annotation, cellular component: mitochondrion. NCBI's taxonomy places the organism in Eukaryota, Oomycota, Saprolegniomycetes, Saprolegniales, Verrucalvaceae. Gene Ontology annotation, biological process: mitochondrial respiratory chain complex IV assembly. The record is from RefSeq and is a predicted model, not a curated record.